AUGGCAAACCAACCUUUAUUAACUCCAAAAUUGAUAAUAAAAAAUGACGAUUAUCGAUCUAUUGAAAAAGAUGUCAAAGUUGUGAAUGAACAAAAGGCUUUUAUAAAGAAGUUAUGGGGUCUUCAUGUUAACAAAUACUAUAAAGAUGGGUAUGAUCUGAAUACCUAUGUAUCUCCAGAAUGUCAACAAGAAGAAGUGGCCCUUCAGAAUCUUUUUGCGAACGUUGAUGAGUUACUUGCCUUAUCAUGUCGCAACAAUCAGACUUUGUUAUCGAGAUAUGGUUAUAUCAACAACAGAUUUGUAUUAACAUUAGAAGGUGAAUCGAAUGUACAAAACAUUACAAAUGUUAUUCAAAAGUACAUUGGAAUUGAAAAUAUCUUUAAAAUUGAAGUAGAAGUCGUACCUAAUAAAGACAUAACUCAUCAACUUACGAAACUCCACUUGAUCCUCAAGGACAUGAGAACUGUAAAAAAACUCAAAAAUUUGAUUACUCUAUUCCAUUGGAAUUUUGCGUAUGAAAGUUGUUAUGAAAAUUUGUUCAGUGAAGCUAAGCUGACUAAAAUGCAUAUGAAUCGAAAGUCACAAUUUGUGUUAGAACAAACACAAGAAAACUUGGAUUUUGUAUACACCGAUUUGUAUGAAAAGAUUGAGGAAUACGUCAAGAAUAAAAAGAUGACUGACAAGAUUAUCAAAGUAAUUUGUUUCACUGAGAACACUUUUGCAAAGAUGUUCGUAUUUAUGUUUAAACAAGACUUCGAGACAACAAUAGACGGAAUUAAAAAGGAGAUUUUAAAGAGUACAUAUUGGGUGGAAUAA
Entamoeba invadens IP1 is the source of this 816-nucleotide messenger RNA. RefSeq lists its product as hypothetical. The coding region runs from base 1 to 816 and encodes 271 amino acids. NCBI's taxonomy places the organism in Eukaryota, Evosea, Mastigamoebida, Endamoebidae. The record is from RefSeq and is a predicted model, not a curated record. The transcript has a single exon.